Molecule: messenger RNA, 5271 nt
Organism: Plasmopara halstedii
Lineage: Eukaryota; Oomycota; Peronosporomycetes; Peronosporales; Peronosporaceae
Product: cleavage and polyadenylation specificity factor
Exons: 1
Coding region: 1-5271 (1756 amino acids)
Cellular component (GO): nucleus
Molecular function (GO): nucleic acid binding; protein binding
Source: RefSeq, a predicted model, not a curated record
AUGGGGCAACACUUUCUCUUUCACCGCGACCUAGUGGCUGCUACGGCGGUACAUCAUGCUGUCUAUGCGCAUCUAUCAAGUGACGAACACGCAGAUCUGGUACUUUUAGGUCCUCAAUGGCUUCGUAUCUAUCGUGUCGAGCCUUUUCCAAGUCUUGAGAACACUCUCGAGGUUUCUAAAGGCCAUGUACUUCAUAAAUUAGCCUCAUUUCAUUUAGCAGGCGUUGCUAAUAGUGUUCUUGUGCUUAAAUUUGAUCGACAUUUGCUUCGAAAGAAACAUCGUUUCGUAGGUGGUCACGAAGUGUUGUUACUGUCUUUUCCAUUGUUUAAAUGGGUCAUUGUGGGCUAUGAUAGACGAUCUCGCAAUCUCGCAACAUUAGCCAUGUUUUCGUUUGAAGAAGAUGCAAUUGGACCGGGUGCAACAUUAAAAGGAGAGAAAAAUGGUUGUGAACAAUUACUUGGACUUGGAACACAAGCAGUAGCUCGCGUAGAUCCUCAAACACGUUGUGGUGCGAUGCUUGUGUACUCGGAUCAAUUGGUUAUUGUACCAUUUAAAAGUGAAUCGAUGGAACUUUCAUUCUUUGAAGAAGAUGAACUUGAGACUGAAGAAGAGAUGACAACUGGUGAUUCGGAAGAAGAAGAUGAAGAAGAAAAGAAACUUGAGGAACUCGUUCACGAAAGCCAGCAUCGAGGUGGUGUCACAAAUGAUCUGAAUAAUACACUUAAUGCAUUAUUAGACAAAAGUGUUAAAGUUGGAGCAAAGAGAAAGAGAAAUCAUAUGAGUGGAUUGAUGCCAAAUGAGAUUACGGGACGAGAAUUUCUAUUACGAUUGCGACAAGUAGAAAUUACUGGCAAAGUCGUGGAUUUAGCGUUUCUAGAUGGAUACUUAGAGCCUACGCUCAUGAUAUUACAUGAAGAGAAUGAGAAGAAUUCGACAUCUGGACGACUUGCAGUGGGUUUCGAUACGUUUUGUUUGACUGUUAUGUCGAUUAAUAUGAAUACACGACUUCAUCCAAAGAUUUGGACUGUUAAAAAUCUUCCGUCCGACUGUUUUCGACUAAUUCCAUGUCGUGCACCUCUCGGUGGUGUCGUGGUGUUGUCAUCAAAUGCGAUUCUAUAUUUUAACCAGACGCAAUUUUAUGGACUCGCGACAAAUACGUUUGCCAUUAAAACAGUGAACCAGGCAGUCUUUCCUCUUAAUGAUGCAGUGUAUGAGACGCCUGAUCAUGAAACUGCAGCGUUAAAUCUAGUACUUUAUGAUUGUCAGUAUGAAUAUAUACAAGAAAAGGAAUUGCUGUUGACCAUGCCUAGUGGAGAACUCUUCGUACUUUCUUUACCGUAUGAAGACACAGCGAAUCGUGGCUUGUACGGCUUUGGUGGACAAGCAUCGAAUCGAAACGCAAUGCUGUCGCUACGAAUGCUUCGAAACCACAUCGCAACAAAGUGUUUGUGUCUUGAUUUUGAGCGUCAGACUCUUUUUGUCGGCUCUCGAACAGGUGAUUCAGUGCUGUUUGCGAUGGACAAGAAGGUGGUGGAUGGUGAAAAGCUUAAGUCUCAAGAUGAGGAAAUAAUAAGUCGAAAGAAGAGUAUUCAACCGGAUACAUCAGCGGACGUGAAGGUGGAGCCUGAUGAAGAGGAAGAAGAAGAUGAGGAUGACUUGUUUCUAUAUGGAGCUGCUUCAAAGGAAGAAACAAUUGCGAGCAAUGAAGGUGGUGACAUGACAGAUGGAUCUAGCAUGAAAGAGGAGACAGGUGGUUUGUAUGACGAACAUUGUGGUCCGUAUGUUUACGAACUUCGACAAAUUGAUGUACUUCAUGGGAUUGGACAGAUCACAUCGAUCGAUCUGGGCUUGGAAAAUAGCGCCGAUUCGAAUGAAAAGCGGGAAGAACUUGUAAUUAGCGGUGGAUAUGAGCGUAGUAGUGCCAUUUCUGUAUUGCACAAUGGAUUACGACCAAUUGUCGGGACGGAAGCCGAGCUUAAUGGCUGUCGCGCAAUGUGGACCGUUUCGUCUUCACUCCCGUCGGCAAGAAAGAGUUCGGAUGGUCGAAGCUACAAUGCGUACUUGAUUUUAAGCGUUGCACAUCGUACGAUGGUGCUACGAACUGGUGAAGGGAUGGAACCUUUGGAAGAUAAUAGCGGGUUCUACACUUCUGGUCCAACGCUGGCUGCGGCAAAUUUGUUUAACAAACAGCGUAUCGUUCAAAUUUUUAAGCAAGGAGCUCGUGUGAUGAUGGAAGUACCAAAAGAAGAGACUGUGGGCGGUCAAGAAAAAGUUGUCAAAGCAGAAGAAGCAGAAGAAGAAGAGGAAGAAGAAGAGGAGAACGGACCUAAGGUCAAAUUAGUGUGUACACAGGAAAUUACAUUAGAGGGCGAUGUCGAAAGUGGUGGUAUGAAUGUCGAUACUUCUCGCGUCGGAAUUGUGUCAGUUGAUGUCGCUGAUCCAUACAUUCUUUUGCUGUUAACGGAUGGAUCGGUUCGUUUGCUCAUGGGAGAUGAUGAAGACAUGGAGCUGACAGUAAUUGACCCAGAAAUUGACUACGCCGACGGAUUGGAGUCGAAUGAAGGUUCAGAUUCGCCAAAGCAUGGCAGUAGCUCUGCGUGUCUUUUUUACGAUUGGACAGGUAUGUUUAAUGAAAAUGCUUGGGGGGAGGAAGAUGAACGUCUAGAACGCCAUGAAGCAACUGCAACGCUAAGUAAAAGGCAGAGCACAGGUGACGAGGAUGAUGAAAUGGACGCACUGUACAGCACUACUAAUCUCAAUUCGCGAGUUAGCACAAGUCAAAUUGAAAACACCCCAACAUUAGCGCCAAGUCGAGCUAUGAAAAAGAACCCAGACGGCUCCGUCUCGAUUCCAUUACUAUUACAAAGCGAUGCAAAGAUGAUGUGUGGCAUGUGCUUUGGCGACGGAUCUCUACACGUAUUUUCGCUUCCUGACUUUAAAAAACGAGGUGUGUUUCCAUAUUUGACGUUCGCACCACAGUCUCUCGUGAAUACAUUGGAGCAUUAUCAAAAGAGCACGGACAAGAAUGUAAAAUUUGCUGCUCCCAUUCUUGGACUUAAUGCGUCAACGUCGUCUGCGAACGAAGGGCGGAUCAAAAAGUCUCACACGAUCAAUUCACCUGUUGCUGACAUUGCCAUUCAUCGUGUUGGACCAAGUGAAGGGCAACACAAUGCUCAAUAUCUCGCACGGAUGGUCCUGUUUGUAUUUUUAGCAAAUGGGGAUUUGCUCUUGUACUCGGCCAUGCCAAAGUUCGAGAGUCUGACUGCACGUCAUGACGAAGAAACUGCGCCAGUUUAUCAAUUUGUUCGCGUCGAGACAGAUUUAAUUACGCGUCCAUUUGUUCCACCAAAAUCACGCACAAAUACACACAAUGAAACUGGCAAUCACUCGGAAGUGAAUACUUCUGCCGUCUUGGCCAAACUUCGCGCUGGAUUUCGCUAUCCAAUGUUAACUUGCUUUGACAAUGUUAACAAUAUGAGCGGUACCUUUUUUCGAGGUGCACAUCCUAUGUGGAUUAUAAGUGAUCGUGGUCAGCCUUGUUUUGUACCCAUGUGCGUACCUGGAUCCGAACCACAGGCUUCAAAAGCAAAAGUCACGUCAAAGAAUGCAAGUCCGAGAGUAAGUGUGCCAGUAUUGAGUUUUACACCUUUUCAUCACUGGAAUUGUCCAAAUGGAUUUAUUUAUUUUCACUCGCGUGGUGCGUUGCGAGUGUGCGAACUUCCCUCGAGCAAGACGUCAACGAUUUUACCGUCAAGUGGUGGAUUUGUGCUCCAAAAAGCUGAAUUUGGGGCCACGUUGCAUCACAUGUUGUACCUAGGAAACCAUGGACCAGGAGGUGUUGCAGAAGCAUUAGAGGCACCGACGUAUGCGGUUGUAUGCAGUAUCUCGAUGAAACCAGCGGAUGCAGAACGUGCUACUGAAGUCGAGUGUAUUGAAGAAACUUUGGAUAGUGAAAGUCUCGAUGCAAAUGGAAAUCCUAUUGGAAGUAAUGUGAUGGCACCGACAGCUGAAAUGUUCUCUGAUUAUGAGAUACAUGAGAUGGCACACACUGAAGAAGAUGUAUAUGAAUUGCGGUUGGUACAGACCAAUGAGUUUGGUGAGUGGGGACAUCGUGGAGUCUUUCGUGUCCACUUUGAAAGGUAUGAAGUCGUACUGAGCGUAAAACUCAUGUAUUUGUAUGAUUCAUCGCUUUUGAAAGAAGAAGUGGCAUCAUUUUCGAUGGAAUGGAAUAAAAAGAAACGUCCUUACGUAGUCAUUGGAACGGGAUGUGUUGGACCUCAUGGUGAAGAUGAAAGUGGACGUGGUCGAUUAUUGUUAUAUGAAUUAGAUUACGCGCAAUACGUGAACGAAGAGGGGGGUACAACAAGUGGCAAGUUACCCAAACUACGACUUGUGUUUAUUAAAGAACACAGACAAGGAGCUAUUUCGGCUGUGGCUCAACUUGGACCAUAUGUACUUGCAGCUGUGGGCUCAAAAUUGAUUGUGUACGAAUUCAAGUCGGAACAACUUAUUGGGUGUGCAUUUUACGAUGCUCAAAUGUAUAUUGUGACACUAAAUGUCAUCAAAGAUUUCAUCAUGUAUGGUGAUGUCUACAAAAGUGUUCAUUUCUUGCGUUGGAGAGAAAUGCAGCGACAAUUGUUACUACUUGCAAAAGAUUAUGAACCACUUGCUGUCUCUGCGACUGAAUUUAGUGUCUAUGAAAAACGAUUAGCAUUACUAGCCGUAGAUAUGGACGAAAACAUGCACGUGAUGCAAUUUGCACCUCAAGAUAUCGAGUCUCGUGGUGGACAACGUUUGCUUCGUGUGAGUGACUUUCACUUGGGAGUUCAAGUUUCGAGCAUGUUUCGAAAACAAGUUGAUGCUGUGGUAUCUGGUACAAAUAGACAGGAAGGAGCUUUUCCUUUGUGUUACGUCAAUAUUUUAGGUACAUCAGAAGGAGGUGUAAGUGCUUUAGUUCCUGUCAGUGAGCGAGUUUUCCGACGUCUUUUUACUUUGCAAAAUGUGAUGGUGAAUACACUACCUCAGAAUUGCGCUUUGAACCCACGAGAAUUUCGUAUGCUCAAGACGAAUGCUGAGUUGAGAUGUGGUAGAUCUGAUGGUUGGAGCAAAAAGAAGUGGAAAAAGAGUUUCUUGGAUGCAUUGGUGCUCUUUCAAUUUUUGCAGCUUGAUUAUGUGGCGCAGAAAGAACUUGCGCGCUGUAUUGGAACAACACCUGAAGUUGUGAUUCACAAUUUACUCGAAGUGCAGCAUGCUACAUCGACAUUUCUGUAG